Molecule: messenger RNA, 915 nt
Organism: Prunus armeniaca (apricot)
Lineage: Eukaryota; Viridiplantae; Streptophyta; Magnoliopsida; Rosales; Rosaceae
Source: the annotation of a GenBank genome assembly
AUGGCGUGCACGAUACCUCUCUCUCCUUCCUCCUCUUCUUUUCUACUCUCCCACACAACCAUUUUCCGUUUCAGAAGCCCCAGACAUCUUUCGACCUCCUCCUCACGAAGACGACUCUCAGUCUCAGUCUCUGCUUCGUCUUCUUCUUCUCUCCAAGCUCUGAUUUUCGACUGCGAUGGGGUAAUCCUCGAGUCUGAGCACUUGCACCGCCAAGCUUACAACGAGGCCUUCGCGCACUUCAAUGUUCGUUGCUCUUCCUCUGCCUCUCAGCCCCUCAAUUGGGACCUCCACUUCUACGAUCAGCUCCAGAACCAAAUCGGCGGUGGAAAACCCAAAAUGCGAUGGUACUUUAAGGAGCAUGGGUGGCCGUCAUCCACGAUCUUCGAGAAGCCUCCGGAAGAUGAUGAGGGCCGGGCCAAGAUCAUCGAUACUCUUCAGGAUUGGAAAACUGAAAGGUACAAAGAAAUUAUCAAAUCCGGAACUGUGGAACCAAGACCAGGAGUUUUAAGAUUAAUGGACGAGGCUAAGGCUGCUGGGAAAAAGCUUGCUGUUUGCUCUGCAGCAACUAAAAGUUCAGUAAUAUUAUGUCUUGAGAACCUUAUAGGAAUUGAGCGCUUUCAAGGUCUUGAUUGCUUCCUUGCUGGUGAUGAUGUGAAGCAAAAGAAGCCCGAUCCUUCAAUUUAUCUUACAGCUUCCAAGAAACUCGGUAUCCCAGAGAAAGAUUGUUUGGUUGUGGAGGACAGUGUUAUUGGGCUACAGGCAGCAACAAAAGCUGGGAUGUCAUGUGUGAUUAGCUACACAUCUUCAACAGCUGACCAGGAUUUUAAAGAUGCAAUAGCAAUCUAUCCUGACUUAAGCAAUAUAAGACUGAAAGACUUGGAAUUAUUACUUCAAAAUGCUGUCAUUGCCAAUUAA